GCGCCGGGCUGGUGGGCCAGAGAGAUUAGGGAGGUGAGCAUGACUCAGUAGUUUGAAGUACCUCCGGCUUGAUCGCGGGUCUCUUUACCAUCUCCCCGGGUGGCAGGCUACCACAGCUGAGCCAGGGGCUCCAGGAGGAGAACCCAGCUGGCAGGCCUGGGAGGCUUUUCGGGAUCCCACCAGGCACUGAGAUUUGGGCCCAUCGGGUGAUGCUGCCUCCGGGCUGAUUGCUGGGACAGAGCAAGAGACACAGGGAGAGGAGCAAUGAGCAAAAAACCCAUGGAGGAUCCAGGCCAGGAGGAUUAUGAAGCCGAGAUGAGGAGCAGGCUGGAUGAAGAGGGCUACAGGGACCCCAAACUGAAGCAUUCAGAGAUGUCACUCAAUGAACAAGGCAGUUCCUCCUCGUUGGAUCAGACCCAGGAGGCAUCAGGGAGCGCGGGGGCUGCCCACCCAUCCACCUCCAGCCGGGGGACACAUGAGGCAUAUGUGGAGUUACAAGAACUGGUCAUGGAUAGAAACAACGAGCUGCGCUGGAUGGAGGCCGGCCACUGGAUCAAGCUGGAGGAGGACUUUGAGGAGGCAGGGCACUGGGGGAGGCCGCACCUCUCAUACCUGACAUUCCGCAGCCUGCUGGACGUGCGCAGGGCCUUCACGAAAGGCACUGUCCUUCUGGACCUGCCUGAGAAGUUCCUGGCAGGCAUCACCCAUCAGCUGAUCGACCAAAUGAUCUAUGAAGGGCAGCUCAAACCACAGGACAGAGAGACGAUCCUGAGAACCCUGCUGCUACAGCACAGCCACCCAGAUGAGUCUGAAUCCCUGGGGACCCUUUUCCCAGGCCAACUGGAACGAAAGGGCACCAAGGACGAGGUCACCGCCCAGCCUCUCAUGCAGGAAUAUCACCGGAUCGAGAUGCAGAUGCUCACGAGCACAGAACAGGAAGGGCCCCAGGGGCGCGCCCCCAGGAAGCAGCUCCUCGAGAAGAUCCCGGAGGACGCGGAGGCCACGCUGGUCCUCGUAGGCCGUGCCGCCUUCCUGGAUCACCCCACCUUGGCCUUUGUGCGCCUGAGGGAAGCGGUGGAGCUGGACUUGGUCCUGCAGGUGCCCGUCCCCGUGAGGUUCCUUUUCAUGGUGCUGGGACCCGAUUCCCCGCACAUCAGUUACCACGAGAUCGGACGGGCCGUCUCCACCAUGAUGGCAGAAAGGGGGUUCCGUAGGGACGCCUACCUGGCGGAGGAGCGCCAGGACCUGAUAAAGGGUGUGGAGGAGUUUCUGGAUUGCAGCAUUGUCCUCCCGCCCUGCGAGAUCCAGAACGAGCAGCUCCUCAGGAGCCUGGUGCCCAUGCAGAAGGAGCUGCUGCGGAAGAGGUACCUGCCAGAUGAGAAGAAGCUGGAAAUGAAGAUCUUAAAGGACUUGGAUCUAGGCCUGGCAGACAAGGCCCUCGGGGAGGAGGACGACCCCCUGCGGCGGACUGGCCGGCCCUUCGGGGGCCUGGUGCGGGACAUCAAGCGCCGUUACCCCAAAUACCUCAGUGACAUCAAGGACGCCCUCAGUGCCCAGUGCCUGGCUGCCGUCAUCUUCAUUUAUUUCGCAGCCCUCUCCCCGGCCAUCACCUUUGGGGGCCUGCUGGGGGAAAAGACAAGCAACAUGAUAGGGGUCUCGGAGCUGCUAGUCUCCACAGCCGCACAGGGCAUCAUCUUCUGCCUCCUCGGCGCUCAGCCCCUGCUGGUCGUCGGCUUUUCGGGUCCCCUGCUGGUCUUUGAAGAAGCCUUUUUUAAGUUCUGUGAGAGCUACGGCAUGGAGUACAUCGUGGGCCGGGUCUGGAUCGGCUUCUGGCUCAUCAUCCUGGUGCUGCUGGUGGUGGCCUUUGAGGGCAGCUUCCUGGUGCGCUACAUCUCGCGCUACACCCAGGAGAUCUUCUCCUUCCUCAUCUCCCUCAUCUUCAUCUACGAGACCUUCGCCAAGCUCAUCGCGAUCUUCCAAAAGCACCCCCUGCAGAAGAGUUACGUGUCCAGAGACCCGCAACCCAACACAGCCCUGCUCUCCCUGGUCCUCAUGGCCGGCACCUUCUUCAUCGCCUUCUUCCUGCGCAAGUUCAAGAACAGCGCCUUCCUGCCCGGCAAGCUCCGGCGUGUGAUUGGUGACUUUGGGGUCCCCAUUUCCAUCUUCAUCAUGGCGCUGGCCGACUUCUUCAUCAAGGACAACACAUACACCCAGAAACUUAGCGUUCCUAAAGGCCUCCAGGUCUCCAAUACAGCUGCCCGGGGAUGGUUCAUCCAUCCGCUGGGGAAAAACAAAGACUUCCCAAUCUGGAUGAUGUUUGGUGCUGCCCUUCCUGCCGUCUUGGUCUUUAUCCUCAUUUUUCUGGAGUCGCAGAUCACAACGCUGAUUGUGAGCAAGCCCGAGAGGAAGCUGGUGAAGGGUUCGGGUUUUCAUCUGGAUCUGCUGCUGAUUGUUGGCAUGGGAGGCAUAGCCGCGCUCUUUGGCAUGCCCUGGCUCAGUGCCACCACGGUGAGGACCAUCACUCACGCCAACGCCCUGACAGUGAUGGCCAAGACCACCACCCCCGGGGAGAAGGCCCAUGUCCAGGAGGUCAAGGAGCAGAGGAUCAGUGGGCUCCUGGUGUCCAUCCUUGUAGGUCUCUCGAUCCUCAUGGAACCCAUCCUGAAGCUGAUCCCGCUGGCUGUGCUCUUCGGGAUCUUCCUCUACAUGGGGGUCACCUCCUUGAAUGGGAUCCAGCUCUAUGACCGCAUCCUCCUCCUGCUGAAGCCACCCAAGUACCACCCCGACGAGCCCUACGUCAAACGGGUGAAGACCUGGCGGAUGCACAUCUUCACAGUCACCCAGAUCAUGUGCCUGGCCACCCUGUGGGUGGUGAAGUCCACCCCGGCCUCCUUGGCGUUGCCGUUUCUCCUCAUCCUGACAGUGCCCCUGCGCCGCUUCCUGCUCCCUAAGAUCUUCAAGGACAUCGAACUCAAGUGUCUGGACGCAGACGAUGCCGUUGUGACCUUCGAUGAGACAGAAGGCCGUGAUGUGUACCAUGAAGUGCAGAUGCCGAUCUGAGCCCCGGCUUUCUUGUGUCCUCCAUAUAAGGAACAGAGGGUUCCUUUCCCAGGCUUUUCAGAAAGCCCAGAAUCUGGGUUGAAAGAAAUAUUUGUGUGUGUGUGUGUGUGUGUGUGUGUGCGCGUGCCCACAUGCAUGUGUGCUUGUGCAUACAGUACACACACACACAGACACACACACACGCCAAGGAAUCUAUGUAGCUAUACCCACACACACACACACACAUACACACCACACAUUAGAUGCGCUUCAGAUUCUGUAGCACCACAAAGCAACUUUACAAGACUUCAAAACCUGACCUUGAGGACAAAUAGUGCUUCCAAGCUGCAUCCAGACUGCUAGAGAUGGGAACCCAAGACGUGGACUCCACUCAGCACUGGUUCUUCAGCUAAGUGACCCGGGAAUAUAUUUCUCUUUUUUGGUUUUCUUUUUAUGGCUUGAUCAGUUGUAUCCACCAGCUGGGAUAAAGCGCCAGCUCUCUGGGGAAGAGGGAACCUUGGCUCUCAUCCGCUCGCCCGGCCGUGUAUGUAUCGCUAUACAGACAGGCAUGUGGUCUGGUGCUCCCUUUUGCCUCAGCCCCUGGGUAGUAAUGAUUCCUGCCAGAUUUUAUUUUUUUUACAGACCGUUGAAGAGUUAAUCCCGCUGGCAGGGCUCUUUGCAGACCCUGGCCCUGGUGUAUGUAGCCCAGGGCAUACACAGCAAAACAGUGAGCACUCAGCCAGAGUCCGAGGAGAUGGCUAGGAAGGGCUGCUUCUCCUCCCAGAUGAAGAAGGUGGCUCCAAAAGAGAGCAAGGAAGAAGGCAAGUGAGGAAAAGCCAAGGUGGAGAGGCAGCCUUUAGAAUCAUGUUGUGGCCAUGGAACCAAGGGAGCACCAAGUACCGGUGCUGACGGGAUGGAACAAGCUUGCCGGGGACGUGGGAGAAUCACCAGCAUCGCAGACAUCGCCGGUGCCCGUCGAUUCGGGGUGGCCUUGGGCUAACAGAAUCCAGGUUGUCAUGGUGGAGAGAUGGAGCUAGCCGAGGGAUCCAUCCUGCAGCCUUCUGCACAGGGAGGGCGGGGUGAGAGGGGAAGUCAGGCAGGUUUUGCCCAGGAGCCUGAGACUGGGGUGAAUUCUCCCUGACCUCCCCUCCCAUCAGCUUCCAAGCCCUUUCCCAAACAAACUUUGGUGCUAACCGAUCUGAGGACUCUGCUCAGACAGGACCCUAAGCUGUACAUGUUGCUCCUUUAUACUUAUUUCCAGGGCCUCUGGGGCACUUGCUUGGGAACUGAACCGGGCUCCCCUGGUUCGGGGCUCACUUUGCAGCCAGACCUGAAAAAAAAAUGUUACCGGAGGGGGACAAAGCGUUCGCUGAUGGCCCUGGGAUCCCCUGUGUGCAGGCAAAGUGCGGCUGUGGCUGGCACCGUGUCCAGCUCAGGACAAGAGUGAUGGGGGUUAGAAUUCUGCGCUCUCAUCACGGAUGACAUGUAAUUAGCACCUAUAACAAGUUACUUUAACAAACCCCUUUGCAGUCAAUAUAGGGCUGGGUAGAAACCAUGUGGCCAAUCCCAGAUGCUCCAACAUCCUCACCCCCAGUCCCCAUAGAUCUCCCAGGGAAGGGAGGGAAAGGGAGCACUAGCUCCAGGCAGAUGCUGAAUCGUCAGCCUGGCCAUGUUACUAAGCUGUGUUCGAAUCCCGCUCGGGCAGGAUUUCCCCCAGAAUGUGGCUCCCUCUGACUAAUACAAUACAGUGUCGCUGACCUUGGGCCAGGUGCUGAGUGGUGUAAGCGGGUGCAGCUGCCGCUGAGCCCCGCUAGGGUCAUGUUCGCUUACACCAGCGCUGGAUUGGAUCCCUUAUAUAACCCAACAUGGGUGCUGCUUUUCUUUACUGCAGCAAUAUCAUCUGGACAGUGGCGUGGGUGGGACAUCCCAAGAAGGGCUCAGAGCCUCCAACAAGCACAGUGAGAGUGGAGGGUGCUCAGCACCUUACAGGAUCCAGCCCAUGUUCAGAUCCUUUUCCAGCUGUGCAGAGGAUUGCACCUGCUCUGCCUUUUCUCAGCAUCCCUCCUCGAGUCAGGCCCUCCAACAAUCUAAGAGCCCAUCCGUGCGGCUCCCUCCAAUUUUGCAUCCAUGUAACUCUGCCAAUCAGACCAGACUAAGGCAGAUCUGAAUCAGGCCCUCAGUCUGUGAAACAUCACAAGUUUAACAACCUUUGUUUGUAUGAUUUAGUUAGUGUAGAAUAAAGACUUCAGGCCAAAUCUUCAGCAAAUCUAAAUAAUCAGCGCUUCACUGGCUUCAAGGAACCCAGCUGAUUUUCUUUUGUUUGUAUUAACUUAUCGUCUGUCCCGGGGAAUUCAAUAUGUAAAUAGGAAGAGGAUAAAUUUAUAUAUUUGGCAUUAAGAAAAUAAUGAUAAAACGGAUCUUAAAAAAAGAGUUUUAUGAUGCUUUUGUAGUUAGAGUCUAUGUAAAAAGCAAAAAAAAAAGCAGGUGAAAUGACCUGUAUAUUUUACACUAGUGAUAAAGGAUGUUUGUAAUUUAUUUUUCAAAAAUGUAUUUAAAAAUAUUCUGAUUGUGCUUCAGCCUUGUAAAAGAAUGCUAGGGGUUGAGGAAGGGUAUAUGUGCAUGCUUGAAAAAAUCCCCCUUGCAGAAAGUUGGGUGGGACCAUUUGAUAGUCUAGGAAGGCUUUUUUAAAGGAUAUUUGUAGAGACAGAUUUAGGGACCACCAUGUCCACUUUAUUGUUUUUAAACUAAUAUUAAUAUACUUGGUUUUUAAAAAAAAAAAUCCAUUGUUUUCAUUGAAACAUUCCCCUGCUGUGACUGCCACCCAGCCAGAUUCUGAUCUGUUAGACCAAUACAAAUCUGGAGCAACUCCUUUGACAUCAAUAGAGAUGAUCUGGAUUCUUACCAGGGCAAGUGAGUCCCUGACCCCACAGCCCAGUUGCUAGGGCAUGAGAACCAGGAAGUGAAAUUAACUAGAAGAAAUAAGGUUAAACUAACUAGUUGGUUGUUUCCCUCACCACAUUGUCUCUAAAAUGAGUGAAAUGCAAAAACAAAGAAAGAGCAUAAAUAGAGAUAAGUGGUAGAAAUUCUUUCAGGUAGAAUCAUCUCAGGGGUUAUUGGGAACAUACAGAAGAAAUGUGUGCUUUAAAAAUUAUGAGCCUGAUUCAAAGCCCACUGAAGCCAAUAGGAGUCUCUCCAUUGACUCUGAUAGGUGUUGGAUCACAUCCUCUAUGAUUUUUUUUUUAAACCAGAUGGUGCUUCCUUUAUAGGGCCGGACCAUGCAAAGUGCUGAGCAACUCCUGAUAGUUCUCAGUCCUGACACUCCUCUCCCUUACUCUGGUUGAAAGCAGGAGUAACUCCACUGAAGUCAGUAUAGCUAUGUAAGCAUAAAACUGGGUAAGGAGAUGGAGAGUCAGGCUUCUUGUUUUUAAAUGGCCUCUGGGGGGACUGUCUUCUUUGGAGGAAAAGCCCCUCCAUGCAUUGGAAGAAUGAAUGGGGACAAGUAAGGGCGUGAGGCGAAAGUGGCAGCACCACCUACCUCGUUUAUUAAAUGCUGGAUUCACUAAGAAUUCUGGAUCUUUGGCAAGUUUUUUAAAAGAUAGACUUGAACAUGAAUUGAAUUAUGUUUAAAAAAAAAAAGAGAGAGAGAGAAAGGGUCUGAUUCUGCUCUGUGUAACUCCAGCUUUAUCCUGUGUAAUGCCACUGAAAUCAAGAGUCACACUGGCUUGGAACCGGAGUCAGGCCCAAAGAUCCCAGAGCUGAGCAAUAAAUGAUGUAAAUGGAACUCACUAAAGGGCUUAGAGUGUGUGCAUGUUACAGUUUUUUCAACAUGGGGAAGGGGGUUUUGCAGGAUGGUUGCUGCCUGGGUCUGGUAGCAAGAGAUAUUAAACGUAAGUCCAAUUUUCAAACUGGAUAAGCUCAGCUAAGGCGCUCUCAGUUCUACAUUUGGCCUCUUGAACAGGCAAUUAGUUGCCUAAACACCCCUGUAAGAUGCCAAGUAAGCCCAGUUGGCUCAGAUGUCUAAGUGGCAGUGCGCAAGCCAGAUCUGGAACUGAGCACUGUGUGUGUGUGUGAGAGAGAGAGAGAGGAAAUGGUGAUCAUGUGUGGGAAUGUAUUUGUGUGUGCAAAAGAGAUUGUGUGUCUGUGCACAUGGCAGAAUUCUGUCUAUUUAACUAUUGAUUAGACCAUGAGUGGAGGCUUUUCCCCUUGUGAGAAAAAAGGAUAGAAAGGGACCGUAGGACGAAGCUGACUUUAGUGUGAGAAUCCGGCCUGCACUGUACCUCACUCGGACCAUUGUUGUCUGGCCCGUAUGCCCAAACCAAACCUACCUUGAGAUAUAUUGUGUUAGGAUUAUUCUGUAGCCUUGUCACCUGUAUGUCAGAACUAAACAGAAUGUUGUGUGCUUUGGUUUUUCAUGAAAUUAAAAAUAAUGCACCUCUGUAUGAUGCUUCGAAAAAAAUAAAAAUACAUUUGAAUGAAAAAAAA
Molecule: messenger RNA, 7521 nt
Organism: Dermochelys coriacea (leatherback sea turtle)
Lineage: Eukaryota; Metazoa; Chordata; Testudines; Dermochelyidae
Gene: SLC4A1
Product: solute carrier family 4 member 1 (Diego blood group)
Exons: 20
Coding region: 265-3060 (931 amino acids)
Biological process (GO): regulation of intracellular pH; bicarbonate transport; monoatomic anion transport
Cellular component (GO): basolateral plasma membrane; plasma membrane
Molecular function (GO): solute:inorganic anion antiporter activity; bicarbonate transmembrane transporter activity; monoatomic anion transmembrane transporter activity
Source: RefSeq, a predicted model, not a curated record